CUACGUUCAUGCAACCUUUGACUAGCCUUUGACUGGUCUUAUACAUCCGUUUAGCGAUGAGACAUGAUGAGACCUGAGACAUUGUAUAUCCCUCAAAAAUAGUGCAGAAUACACAUUACCCAUGUUAUGUCAUAGUAUUAAUACAAAUAACAUUGUUGCAAUGGUUUCUCAAAGAAAAUGAAAACUUAUUAGACGCUACUUCUUAUUUUGGACUACGUAGUAAUUGUUUUCUUUCCGAAUUGAGGUUGUGGAUCAUUUCUAAAAUUUCGGCUUCUGUGAGAAUUAUUUUCGUAACCUGUAGUUAAUCUAGACUAAUAAUUGAAAUUGAAAUGGCGCAACAAAAUCCUGUGAUACAGCCAGGAACAACUUCGUCAGAUGUUAGUCCUGGACUUGGCAAUCUGCAGUCAGUAGGUCCUAGCAAUUCAACACCCUCUGUUACAACAACAUUGCAAAGUGGGAGUACCGUUCAAGUACCUCAGCCCCAAACACAGUCGCAGCAAUCACAAUACGUACCUCAAUCAGCUAAAGGUCCACCGGCCCAGCUAUCCCACAGCAGUUCGACUUCGGAGUUUCCACAGUUCCUUACGAAAACACGGUUACAAGAUUUAGUAAGGGAAGUUGAUCCAACUGAGCAAUUGGAUGAGGAAGUGGAAGAAAUGCUAUUACAGUUAGCUGACGACUUUGUCGAAACAACUGUAAACGCUGCUUGUCUUUUAGCUAAACAUCGCCAUGCCAAUACUGUUGAAGUAAAAGAUGUCCAGCUGCAUCUAGAACGGAACUGGAGCAUGUGGAUUCCUGGUUUUGGUACCGAUGAAGUUCGUCCAUACAAACGCGCUACAGUCACCGAAGCUCAUAAGCAGAGAAACAUCAACAUAGCUUACAAUUGAAAAAGAUAUUACACGCCCUGGAAUAAAUCGGGUAUUGAAGAUAUCACGGUGCCUGUUCGCAUUGUGUGUAAUGAUGCGAUUCUAAGAAAAUGACCUAUUGAAUUCUGGAUUAAUGUUGAAGCAGGAAAGAAAGUACGUUUCGAGUAUUAUAUUUUCUAAUUAUUCCAGUGACUACAUUUCAUGUAGUGAUUGUAUGUAGGUAACAAUUACGGGUUUAUUUGAAAUGAGGCGAUAAUUUAAGCUCACAUAUAACUCGGAGAAUGGUGAGAUGUUAAAAAAAAAAGUAUCUACAAAUUUUCGUUGAAAAGAGUGUCGCCAAAGUGCACUGAAUGAUUGGGUCUCUUACUGUUUUCAGCCAGAGACAUUUGUAUAUGUUGGUUAAACAAAGUUUUUGUUCGAUUGCAUGAUUAUAUCGUAUUUUGUCAACAGGUCUUUGACUGCACAUUUGACUAUCAUCUUAGUUAUAAGAAUAUUUUGCUAGGAUAUCAGAGAACCUUUUACAAACUUGUAAAACCUUAUGCGUAAUAUAUUUAUCUGAUGUGCUAGUUUAAUUUUGGUAUCGUUCUUUAAGCAAUAUGUAAUAAGUAAAAGAAAAUUUAAUAUCAAAAGCCAA
This is a messenger RNA of Neodiprion virginianus, 1500 nucleotides long. It is a transcript of the gene Taf12, whose product is annotated as transcription initiation factor TFIID subunit 12. Lineage: Eukaryota; Metazoa; Arthropoda; Insecta; Hymenoptera; Diprionidae. Gene Ontology annotation, biological process: RNA polymerase II preinitiation complex assembly; DNA-templated transcription initiation. The transcript is spliced from 5 exons. Gene Ontology annotation, cellular component: transcription factor TFIID complex; SLIK (SAGA-like) complex; SAGA complex. The record is from RefSeq and is a predicted model, not a curated record. Gene Ontology annotation, molecular function: TBP-class protein binding; DNA binding; protein heterodimerization activity. The coding region runs from base 330 to 887 and encodes 185 amino acids.